Talaromyces proteolyticus is the source of this 867-nucleotide messenger RNA. RefSeq lists its product as uncharacterized. The coding region runs from base 1 to 867 and encodes 288 amino acids. The transcript has 2 exons. The record is from RefSeq and is a predicted model, not a curated record. Lineage: Eukaryota; Fungi; Ascomycota; Eurotiomycetes; Eurotiales; Trichocomaceae. Gene Ontology annotation, biological process: regulation of DNA-templated transcription. Gene Ontology annotation, molecular function: DNA-binding transcription factor activity.
AUGGGCCCUCGAACAGACCCCGAAGCUAUUGAGCGUCGACGCAUGCAGAACCGUCUUGCACAGCGUAAACGAAGACUUAAGAGAGCUCAGAUGGCAAAGGAAGAAAAAGAACGCCAGCAACGGCUGCGAGCAGCCCAAGCAGCUUCUCAGUUAACCUUCAUCAACGACGCCUACAUGCCAACCAACCCAAUUCCUGCUCCUCAACCUCAACAGCCGCUACCCAAGGAGCAGCCAAUGCCAUCACCGGGUCUCUUUGAAUAUCCUCCUUCUUAUGAUGAAUUCUUUUACUCGUCGUGCUUCCCCUCGCCACAAAGCUGCUACGACUCCGACAGCUCUCCAUUCUUCAAUGACUAUCCUUCUCCCGCAUUAUCAUACGCUCCAUCCACCCCACCUUUGAGCAUGUACACUCCAAGUCUCGACGAAGACCUAUCCGGCAGCUUCAACCUCGACCCAUCAAUCUUAAUGGAGCCUAGCUCAGGCCAACACCCACUAGAUGCCUUUGGCCUCACCCCACUGCCAUCAACGCCUUCGCCUCGACUUCAACCCGAGCGGCACCGUUCUACAUCACUGCCCACGCCACUCACGCCUCCACGCUCGGUUCCCACAUCUGCACCGCAGCUAAUUGACCGAAGCUGCACGCCCCUGACCCCGUCUCUGAACGGCAGCAACUUCAGCAACCACCACCUCUACUACAACGGUCUCCCCACCAGCUCGCCCGGCAGCAGCAAGAUGACCGGAUACUUUGGCCCCGAAUUCUCAAACCCAAACAUGCACAUGCUGAUGGGUCCGGGCAUGGAUAUUGAGAACGUUGCUAACCGGGGAGGCCGGAUACCACUGCAUUUUGCAGUGCGUCCUACGGCGAUUUGA